AUGAUUGAUGAAGCCAAAAAGGUUAUGAAUCAACAAUUUAAGGUUAAAGAUCUAGGGGAAUUGAGAUUCUUCUUGGGAAUAGAAGUUUUGAGAUCACAACAGGGCAUUAUGUUGAAUCAAAGAAAGUAUACUUUGGAGUUGAUUUCAGAGUUAGGUUUGAGUGGAGCAAAGCCUGUAGUUACAUCAUUGGAGAUCAAUCAAAAACUGACUUCAGUGGAGUAUGAUAAAGGAGUUGGAAUGCAGGUCGAAGAUCCUAUGGUAGAUGUCACAGGAUAUCAAAAACUCAUAGGCAAGCUUCUGUAUCUGACAGUUACUAGACAAGACAUAAGCUAUGUUGUGCAGACCCUUAGUCAGUUUAUGCAAGCUCCAAAGAAGUCCCACAUGGAUGCAGCACUUAGAGUGGUCAGGUAUUUAAAAGCAGCACCUGGCAUGGGAGUCCUAAUGCACAGGGAACCUAAAGAUACACUGCCGAGAUUCUGUGACUCAGACUGGGCAGCCUGCCCUGUCACUAGAAGAUCAGUUAGUGGCUAUGUAGUGAAGUUUGGAAAUUUCUUGAUUUCCUGA
Molecule: messenger RNA, 564 nt
Organism: Nicotiana attenuata
Lineage: Eukaryota; Viridiplantae; Streptophyta; Magnoliopsida; Solanales; Solanaceae
Exons: 1
Coding region: 1-564 (187 amino acids)
Source: RefSeq, a predicted model, not a curated record